GAAAACACAUUCCUGGAGGAAAGGCCCCACUGGGCACAACAGCGCCGGGGCGGUACGGGGCACAAAAUGAGCCGAGCAACCCCGCCUCACGGUGUUUGCCCGCGCCAGGGCUGGAACCAGUCCCACAGCCCAGCGGAGCCUCCCGCGCAGGGCUGGGCCGCCCUGGCCCCGCCUCGGGGCGCUGCCCGUGUCCCGUCCGGCCCUGCCCGCGCUGCCCUGAGGCCUUGCGGGCCGGCGGAGCCCCGGAGCCGGUGAAGCCGGGGCGCCAUGGGCGCAGGCGGGCGCUGGGUGCGGGCGGCACACACGGCCCUCAGCGCGGCACUGCUGCUCGGGCUCCUCCUGCACCGCACGGAUCUGCAAAAGCAAGAGGAGCGCGGGGAGCUGCUUCAGCCGCUGAUCUUCGUUUUGCUGGUUUUAUGCUCGAUCCUGCUGUACUUCAAGGUGUCUCUCAUGGAUCCGGGUUUUGUUAAGCCUGAAGAGGAAGUGAAGGAAGGUGAAGAUAAAGGACAAGGUGUGGUGAUCCCUCUGAUUCCAGGUGACAUUAAGCUGCGGCGCUGUGGUUACUGCCUGGUGAAGCAACCCAUGCGAGCCAAGCACUGCCGGUUGUGUCAGCACUGCGUGCGGCGCUACGACCAUCACUGCCCCUGGCUUGAGAACUGUGUAGGAGAAAGGAAUCACCCCCUCUUCAUAGUCUACCUGAGCGUGCAGCUUGUGGUUCUGCUGUGGGGAGGCCAUGUUGCUUGGUCAGGCCUCUACUUUGAACAAUCCCAGGAGUGGCUGCAGGACAACAUUUUCCUCCUUGUGUCCUUCCUCCUGAUAUUCAUAUUCACCAUUGUGGUCCUGCUGCUGCUUGUUUCCCACCUGUACCUGAUCUCAUGCAACACCACAACCUGGGAGUUCAUGUCACACCACCGCAUCUCCUACCUGCGGCACUCCGAGCUGGAGAACCCCUUUGACCAAGGGAUAAUCCUCAAUCUCUGGGGAUUCUUCUGUUCACACCACAUCACUGCAUGGGAGAACAUCUAUUUUCACAAGAACAGUGAGCCUGUCUAGUCCCAGUGUGCCAACACACCUGGCAGGCUGCUGGGUAAAACCUUGCUAAUGCAAUGGCUGCUGUUUCCUUGCACUGAACUUCAGUGCAUCAUGGACUAUGCAAUCUGCUCCACAACCUAUUCAUCUGCAAAUUACAUUUCAGGGAUAGUCAGGGUUAUUUUUUAUAUAUAAAUAACACUGUUAAAGGCAAGAAUACAGUUCUGGGAAGGGCAAAGCCAGCAGAGCUGACUUCCAGACUGAAGAAAGUAUCUCUCUAAAUUUAUUUCCUUUUGUUAAGUGCAUCCACACCUCUCCAGAAGAAAUGCAAGAUUAGUGUGACUAUUCGUGUUCUCUUCUCAAAGGUCUCCCUCGCCUUUUGCUGCUAGGAAACAGCAGCAAUUACAGAUAAAACCAGCCAGGAUCAGUGUAAUUUCUGUGGCCUUUUUUUCAGCCAGGUUCUGACUGAGAAUUGCAGUGCCUUUUGGCAGUAGCAUCAGGCAUGUAAGAGAAAUAUUUGAGUAAAUAUUUAGAGAAUCAAAAGCAAAUUUUAUUUUGUCCACAUGCCUCAAGUUAAUGCUUUCCAUGAAGACUUAAGGCUUAAUAUUGAUAAUGUGCAUAAGAAAGAGCUGUAAGACAUCAAAUUAAUCUUAUGAGAUAUUUAACCUGUAUUUUGUGAUGCCCUGAGCAGCUUCCUCACAGCUUUUUAAGCUGAUGAUGCUGCUAACAAUUCACUGUUUCGAAUCAAGUCAGUGAAGAAUGAUACCAUCACUUUUCUUUGGACAGAAAAGUACUAAUUGGCUAUUGAGUUAUUUCUGCAGAUAAUGUUGUGCUCAGGCCUUUUUGCUGUAGCUUGGGAGAGAAGCAGGAGCAGAUGUGGGUAUCUCGUGCCUAACUAAAGUAACACUGUUGGUAACACUACUACUACCUCAACUCACUAGUGACAUUUUCAUAAAAUAAUACAAUUUCAGUGCAAGAGAAAAGCUGCCAGGUCCUGAGAUGAAAGAUGCUGACAGCUUUUAGGACAGCAGCAAGAGGAUCUGUUUUCCAUUGAAAUAAAAGGUCACACUUCAGAUUUCCAUGGGGAACUAAAAGGAAGUUUGGGAUGACCGAUCUUAACUUUAAAACAAAAAAGGCUGUGGUGUGAAUUCUAGUCCUGACCCUUUUCUGUUUAAACAAAAACAAACAAAACAAGAAAAACCACCACAACAAAAUGUUAGUUAAAAUUAUCUUGUGCCUUAAUUGUCUUGGCUCAGGAAUUAACACUAACUCAGAAGCACUCAGGGUUUAAAGCUGAUGAACACUCAUGAAAAGAUAGUGUAGUUACUAACACAGCAUGACAUACCAAACACAAUUUAAAUGCAGCAAAAGAUCCCUUUUUUAACUAGCUCUAGAGUUUGUAAUCUGUGCACAGUCUGUUUUGUUCAGAGUAGAAGCUUUAUCAGAAGGAUAUCAGAAUGCUAAGGAUUGUUUUUGUAAAGCUGCUACACCAUUCAGAAGUAUUCUGCAGUUUCCUUGUGUUGCUGUGGUACCUGCUAAAGUGUGGAUCAUCUGUCACACUGCAAUUCCUGGUUCUUCAGGUCAGGUGAAAGUUUAUCAGCAGGUACAACAGCUCAAAAGAGUUUUGCUCUGUCUGGUAUUUCUUUAAAAUACACCUGGGUGUUAAUUUACCAUUUUUUUUACUCAACCAUAAAGAUUAAAUAUGCAUUUUU
Taeniopygia guttata (zebra finch) is the source of this 2741-nucleotide messenger RNA. It is a transcript of the gene ZDHHC12, whose product is annotated as zDHHC palmitoyltransferase 12. The record is from RefSeq and is a predicted model, not a curated record. Gene Ontology annotation, molecular function: protein-cysteine S-palmitoyltransferase activity. Gene Ontology annotation, cellular component: endoplasmic reticulum; Golgi apparatus. NCBI's taxonomy places the organism in Eukaryota, Metazoa, Chordata, Aves, Passeriformes, Estrildidae. Gene Ontology annotation, biological process: protein targeting to membrane; peptidyl-L-cysteine S-palmitoylation.